UCUCUCUCUCACACACACACACACACACACACACACCGCUGUGUUAUCACACACUUACACUCAGUGGCUGCUGGGAAGCAGCUGAUUACGGAGCUGCUGGAUGUUUGUGACAGACUCUGGUAACAACUCACAGAAUCCUUUGUGUCCCAAGUGGUUCCUGUAGCUGUCAUAAAGGUGCAGCAGUACAAGACUCCAUUGCUAAUCAAGCUGAAGACCUGAAGACGAACAGAUACAGACAUGAUCCCUUUUUCUCUCUGAGAGGAAUGGACCAAUCAGUCAGAAUGAUGCCAAAGCUGACUCAGACGUCUCCAGGCAGUGUGUUGUCGCUGAGAGGGUCUAACAUCCCAGGAUCCCCUGCUGCUGCUAUCGUGGCCAGAGUGGAGGAUGGGGUUAUUGGCUACAAGGACUUGGCAGCUUUGCCAAGAGACAAAGCCAUUCUGGAUAUAGAGAGACCAGACCUGAUGAUCUACCAGCCACACUACAGCUAUAGUCCGCUGGAGAGGUCUUUGUCACCACGGUCCAUCUCUCCUCCUCCCUCCCCAGACAACCUGUCCAAGGAGUGGCUGGAGACUCGAUCGCCUGGAGGUUCCUCUCCUGGUUCCUCCAUCCAGACCAGCAGAACAUACAGCUCACACACACCGUCAACACCACAAACGCCACAAACACCACAAACACCACAAACGCCACAAACGCCAAACACAUCAAACACAUCAAACACAUACUCCUCUGGUAGUAAGAGCACCAUGCAGCACUUCCACAGGCCAGCAAAUGGUAACAACAUCUAUAAGAAGCCCCCCAUCUAUAAAAAAGAUGUGUCGCCCUCUGCUGUACCUCAGGGGAAACACAUCGAAGAUCUGAUCAUUGAGUCGUCUAAGUUUCCAGCAGCUCAGCCUCCAGACCCAAACUUGCCCUCCAAGAUAGAGACUGAAUAUUGGCCAUGCCCCCCCUCCUUGGCUGUGAUUGAGAAGGAGUUGGGAAAGAAGGGGCAGAGUGAUGAAGAUGUAGGGAAGGAUGGGGAGCUGGAUGAUGAGCUGUGGGGACUCAGAACUCUCCAGAAACAAGAACUCAACAAGAUUCAGUCUAAUCUGGGUAAAAUCAUUCUGAAGGAGGAGUUGGGAAAGUCUGCAGCUCCUCUGAGGAGGAAAACUCGCUCACUGCCGGAUCGCAGCCAAAAUUCCGGGUCCAACACCUCCAGGUCUGUGUAUUUCCCCACCUCUGGCUUGUCCAGGCUGCAGUUAGCAGAGUUCUCUGAAAAAACUCCUGCAGGUGUGCAGAACGGUGAUUCCAGAAUGGACAGAGGAAACUCGCUCCCCAGCAUGUUAGAGAAUAAGAUUUACCCUUAUGAAAUGCUGGUGGUGACCCACAAAGAACGAAGCAAACUGCCACCUGGUGUGGACAGAACCAGACUAGAGAGACUCCUCUCUCAGGACGAGUUCUUCAGUAUUUUCGGCAUGUCCAUUGAGGAGUUCGACUGCCUCUCUCUCUGGAAGAGGAAUGAGUUGAAGAAGAAGUUCUGUCUCUUCUGACUGUUGCUGAGACUCCAUGUCCCACACUCCCAUACAUCCCUCACGACUCUGAACAAAACUAUUAGAAUCACAGACCAUUAUCACCCUCAUCUGAACAACAAGUGUAAACAUGUGACAUUUUAAAGCUGCUGUCAGUGA
Molecule: messenger RNA, 1664 nt
Organism: Solea senegalensis (Senegalese sole)
Lineage: Eukaryota; Metazoa; Chordata; Actinopteri; Pleuronectiformes; Soleidae
Product: dematin-like
Exons: 18
Coding region: 264-1526 (420 amino acids)
Biological process (GO): actin filament bundle assembly; cytoskeleton organization; lamellipodium assembly
Cellular component (GO): plasma membrane; actin cytoskeleton
Molecular function (GO): actin filament binding
Source: RefSeq, a predicted model, not a curated record